Messenger RNA from Phragmites australis (common reed), 1674 nucleotides. RefSeq names its product elongation factor 1-alpha-like. Gene Ontology annotation, molecular function: GTPase activity; GTP binding; translation elongation factor activity. Gene Ontology annotation, biological process: translation; translational elongation. The coding region runs from base 156 to 1499 and encodes 447 amino acids. NCBI's taxonomy places the organism in Eukaryota, Viridiplantae, Streptophyta, Magnoliopsida, Poales, Poaceae. The record is from RefSeq and is a predicted model, not a curated record. The transcript has 3 exons.
UCACAAGGCCGCGGGAAACCCUAAGCGCCGGUCCCCUCGCUAUAUAAUGAAACGAAACCCCUUGCCCCAGCUCCAUUCACCACCGCCGCACUCUCCGGCCAGACCUUGUGGAUUGGAUUGGAUUGGAGCUCAGUUAGUCAACAGCUCCUGCAGCCAUGGGGAAGGAGAAGGUUCACAUCAACAUUGUGGUCAUCGGCCAUGUCGACUCUGGCAAGUCCACGACCACUGGUCACCUCAUCUACAAGCUUGGAGGCAUUGACAAGCGUGUCAUCGAGAGGUUCGAGAAAGAAGCUGCAGAGAUGAAUAAGAGGUCCUUCAAAUAUGCCUGGGUGCUUGACAAGCUCAAGGCUGAGCGUGAGAGGGGUAUCACCAUUGACAUUGCCCUGUGGAAGUUUGAGACCACCAAGUACUACUGCACUGUCAUUGAUGCUCCUGGACACCGUGACUUCAUCAAGAACAUGAUCACUGGGACCUCCCAGGCUGAUUGUGCCGUGCUUAUCAUUGACUCCACCACUGGUGGCUUUGAAGCUGGUAUCUCCAAGGAUGGGCAGACCCGUGAGCACGCUCUCCUUGCUUUCACUCUUGGCGUCAGGCAGAUGAUCUGCUGCUGCAACAAGAUGGACGCCACCACUCCCAAGUACUCCAAGGCUCGCUAUGAUGAAAUCGUCAAGGAAGUGGGCUCGUACCUGAAGAAGGUUGGGUACAACCCGGAGAAGAUCCCCUUUGUGCCCAUCUCUGGCUUUGAGGGUGACAACAUGAUCGAGAGGUCCACCAACCUGGACUGGUACAAGGGCCCCACCCUUCUUGAGGCGCUGGACCAGAUCAACGAGCCCAAGAGGCCCUCGGACAAGCCCCUUCGGCUUCCUCUGCAGGACGUGUACAAGAUUGGUGGCAUCGGCACAGUCCCAGUGGGUCGUGUCGAGACCGGCGUCGUUAAGCCUGGUAUGGUGGUCACCUUUGGGCCUACUGGCCUGACGACGGAGGUCAAGUCGGUGGAGAUGCACCACGAGGCCAUGCAGGAGGCUCUGCCCGGCGACAACGUGGGCUUUAAUGUGAAGAACGUCGCUGUGAAGGAUCUCAAGCGUGGCUAUGUGGCCUCCAACUCCAAGGAUGACCCUGCCAAGGAGGCUGCCAACUUCACCGCGCAGGUGAUCAUCAUGAACCACCCUGGGCAGAUCGGCAACGGCUACGCCCCGGUUCUGGACUGCCACACGUCCCACAUCGCGGUCAAGUUCUCGGAGCUGCUCACCAAGAUUGACAGGCGCUCCGGUAAGGAGCUGGAGAACGCCCCCAAGUUCCUCAAGAAUGGUGACGCCGGGUUCGUGAAGAUGAUCCCCACCAAGCCCAUGGUGGUGGAGACCUUCUCCGCUUACCCGCCCCUGGGGCGCUUUGCGGUGCGCGACAUGAGGCAGACGGUGGCCGUGGGCGUCAUCAAGAGCGUGGAGAAGAAGGACCCGACGGGGGCCAAGGUCACCAAGGCUGCUGCCAAGAAGAAAUGAUGGAUCCGACUUGUUGGUUAGGCUGCUGCUGCUGCUGCUGCUGGUAUAGAUAUACUCUAGUAUUUAUAUUUUGGGUCAUGGUUACAAAAUUUACAUUACUAUUGUCGGUUAAGUGGUAGUAUGUGUCGGUUGUGUCUGUGACCAUAAAUCAUCAAUAUAUGCCGUGCUUUGUUUA